AUGAAAGAGUUUCGACUUCUUCUCACAAUUUUCCAAGCGGCUUGUCUUUUCUCAACAAGAUCUCAAGCAGUCCCUACCAAGGCCAAAGAUGGAAAGACCCAACCGUCGUCCUCGAUCAACACCACAAGCGGGCGGUAUAUCGGCUCUCCCAGCAAGACCCACCCAGAUGUGCUCGAAUACAUCGGCAUUCGCUACGCACUGCCCCCAGUAAAAGAUUUGAGAUUCGCUCCGCCUGUGGCAUUUGUUUCUAAUCAAGUCUUCAAUGCUUCGACACAGCCGCCAGACUGCCCGUAUGUGGUACAUAACUGGGGGGCGGUCCCGGGCGAAUUGUACUCCCACGCGGGGCGGAUCAUGAGCGAAGAGUCUGCCGAUGCAUACAAUAUCAUGAGCGAAGACUGUCUGUACCUGAACCUUUGGACGAAAUCGUCGGGAAACUCGAAGAAGAAGCCUGUGCUGGUAUUCGUCUACGGAGGUGGAUUUGAACGUGGUUCAGUGAAUAACCCAACUUAUAACGGAGUGUAUUUCGCCGAGCAGGAAGACCUUGUUGUCGUUUCGUUCAACUACCGCGUCAACAUAUUCGGCUUCUCUGGUGCACCUGGAGCGGGCACCAACUUGGCUUUACGUGACUGCAGACUGGCACUGGAAUGGGUCCGAGACAACAUCGAGGCAUUUGGAGGAGACCCCACGCGAAUCACGAUGUUCGGUCAGUCACAGGGAGCGUGGAUCAUUUCUUGGUACGCUUAUGCUUUCCCGAACGACCCGAUCGCGCAGGCCUUCAUCCAAGAAUCUGGAUCAGCCUUUGCGGACCUCAGUUCUACGGAAGAGGAACGCGCGGCAAUUUGGAGGAAUGCCUCGGCUUCGAUCGGCUGUGAUCAGGCGUCAGACCCGGUGCGUCUCGAGUGCAUGAGGAAUCAGAGCGUCUCCACCGUCCUCGGGGCUAUGCUUUCGAUCCCCCAGCAAGGGGUAGCGCCGACGUUUGGGCCGCUGAUUGACGAAGAGCUCGUCUUCUCUAAUUACACGGCAAGGACGCUCUCGCGGGACUUUGCUCAAAAGCCUUUUCUGAUGGGCAGCAAUGACAACGAAGCCGGAUUCUACGUCAUGAGAUACGCAGGCAACAACCAAAUCACCCUGAGCGCGACCCAACAAGAGACCAUCAGCUACGGGGAAUUCGUCUGCCCCAUUGCCGCCGACGCGGCGGUGAAACGAGCUAUCGCGUCGGAGUCGGUGCCGGUGUGGCGGUACGAGUACUUCGGCAACUGGCCCAACCUGCGUCUGUACCCUGGCAGCGGGGCCUACCAUACCAGCGAAGUCUCGAUGGUUUUCGGCACGUCGGCGGACCUCACAGGGGAGCCGAAUACGCCACUCCAAGAAAUCGUCUCGCGAUACAUGAGACACGCGUGGGCGACUUUUGCCAGAGAUCCCAUGAAUGGCCUGCGUGAGCAGCUGGGCUGGCCGGUGUAUAACAAUACAGGUGAUACGCUUGUUCGACUGGGUUAUGGCAAUGAGACGAAGGCGUCAUUUGUGAGCCCGGCGGAAUAUGAUGCGCCAUGCUCGGCCUUGGUAUAA
Cladophialophora immunda is the source of this 1566-nucleotide messenger RNA. RefSeq lists its product as uncharacterized. The coding region runs from base 1 to 1566 and encodes 521 amino acids. The transcript is spliced from 5 exons. Lineage: Eukaryota; Fungi; Ascomycota; Eurotiomycetes; Chaetothyriales; Herpotrichiellaceae. The record is from RefSeq and is a predicted model, not a curated record.